UAGCCACGACGUCUGAGCAUCUCGUUUCACGUCCGAAAUAUGUCGCCCGCUCAUCUCUCUUCCGGGGCUGCGUGAUCCUGUUCUACUUAUUUUCAUCCCUUUGGGUGUUUUCGAUCAAAACGUCUUCGAGUGAAAGCACCUAAUUACCCAGAUACCUAGGUAAUACAUUUAUUACAUGCGAAAAGUCCACUCGAAAAGUCGCAAUAGCUGCCUAAGGUGCAAGCAGCGACGCGUAAAAUGCGAUCUGCAAGCUCCUAUUUGCUCGAACUGCACGCGGCGGAAGGAGAACUGUGAAUGGCCAUCUUGGGCUACGGCUUUUACAGAAAACCAAGCCACCAUAUCCGCCUACUCUGCAUACCCGUUGGCACCUAGUCCAUUGAGAAUGAGUCUCGCAGCCGACGUGUCGGCCGGGUUCCCGUACCUUGAUUUAGGUGUAAGAGCGUGCCUAGCAAACACUCUUUCGGCCAUUCCCUUCUCCGGAAAUGAAGUGGCUCUUUGGGGCCAGUCGUUGGCUAAGCCCGCUUCUAAGUUUCAGUACCUUCAGCCAGCCCUGUUUUCUCUGGUCUCGCUCUACUCCGAAAGAUACGAUCCCCAGAACGUCCCUCAUGAUCGGUCGUUAGCCUACCGACAACAUCUUGAUGCGACAACGCUGUUCCGAAAUACGCCUCCCGUCGUCAACGAAGAAAACUGGUCAGCAGUCCUCAUAUUUGGGUUAGCUGUUGUUGUCUUCCAGUUUGCAACCCAGCAGACAUGUCCGGAUGCUGCUUUCGACUAUAUGGAAACACUUCAUGUGCUAAGGAUGUCUGCGAAUCUGGCCCGGGAGGUCUUCCCUUUUCUUUCUAAGAGUAGCAUGUGGCCCUUCAUUCAACACCGGGUCCGUCUGUCAAUGAGGCCUCCUGACCCUAGGGCCCAAGCCGCUAUCAAGACCCUGGAAGAUGCCGUCUUGUCCUACGCCGUGCUAGAUGACGAUCAAGAAGCACGAAUUCGAGGCCUCAACGCAUUCAAGGACUGGGUCGUGGACUGCGACGGGUACCCCAGAGUAUGGCGUCAUUAUAUCCAGUGGCCCCGGUCUUUGCGAAACGAGUUCCUUCUGCUCUUGUUGAAGGAUGAUGAUAUCGCUCUCCUGAUCUUGAUACACUGGUGCGUCUUUUUACACCUGAGCCCGAAUCGGUGGUGGCUGGAGCUUUGGCCCCGUCGAACUGCAGCUUCCGCGAUGAGCAAAUUUACGCAAGAUUGGGAAGCUCUCGCCUGGCCCAAAACGGUAUUCGCACUGCCCGGAUGUCGCGAUGAACGUUAGGGAAUGUCGUCAAUUAAACGCAAGACAAGUUGGCCCUACCCGUUGAAGGCCUUCAGGACCAGCUAUCCACAAUUUCAAAGAAAGGCGGCUGUAGCUCCACUCCUGAUGACGAUCGCUAUUGUGCAGCAUAGUUCCAGCUUUAUUCCCGGCAUCGCUUUUGUAGGGAACUUCGAGACUCUUCUUCUAUUUGUACUCAAAGCUGUCGAACAUCGACGCCAUAAUAUACCUUCUGUCCAG
This is a messenger RNA of Trematosphaeria pertusa, 1534 nucleotides long. RefSeq lists its product as uncharacterized. Gene Ontology annotation, molecular function: zinc ion binding; DNA-binding transcription activator activity, RNA polymerase II-specific. The record is from RefSeq and is a predicted model, not a curated record. Lineage: Eukaryota; Fungi; Ascomycota; Dothideomycetes; Pleosporales; Trematosphaeriaceae. The coding region runs from base 176 to 1297 and encodes 373 amino acids. Gene Ontology annotation, biological process: regulation of transcription by RNA polymerase II. The transcript has 2 exons.